This is a messenger RNA of Episyrphus balteatus (marmalade hoverfly), 1106 nucleotides long. Its product is annotated as oxysterol-binding protein-related protein 11. NCBI's taxonomy places the organism in Eukaryota, Metazoa, Arthropoda, Insecta, Diptera, Syrphidae. The record is from RefSeq and is a predicted model, not a curated record. Bases 154 to 813 code for a protein of 219 amino acids. The transcript has 3 exons.
UUUCCAAUUUGACAUUUUAAAAAAAUUACAAAAAAAAAAGAAAAAUUUACCCUGCCCAACAAAAGAAUUCACACAAAAAUUCUGCGAAAAAUCAAAAUAUUACACCGUAAAAGCAAAACCAACCGCAAGCCGACUCCAACUCCACCAACAACAAUGGAAUCAUCCAACAUGAACAGAGUUCUAAAUCAAAGUCGGCACCAACUAAGUGGUCAACUAUGCAAAUACACAAAUGUAAUGAAAGGUUGGCAAUAUAGAUGGUUUACGGUGGAUGCGCAAGCGGGUACUUUAAGUUACUAUCUUUGUGACUCAUCCAAUGACGAUGGCAGUCCUCACAUUCUGGGCAAUGCUCCGCGAGGUCAAAUCCAUUUGGCUGCCGCUGUCGUUUGUCCCAGUGACGAGGACUCGAAGACAUUCUCAAUUGGUUGUGCUUCGGGUGACACAAUGAAAUUAAGAGCUGUCGAUGCGAGAGCACGACAAGAAUGGGUUGAUGGGCUACGAGCUGUUGUCGAGAGCCACACAAAGGCAAUGGACAUUAACUCGAGUACACUGCCUCCAAGAGAAUUGCUAGCUGCUUCAGACGCACUAGUAACAGCUCGUCAAGAAUUACAGCAAACUGAAUUGUGUAACGCAUCACUUGCAAGAGCAAUUGAGAACAUUGAAGGUCCCUUCUCCCCAACCGACCCAGAUUUGUUGAUGUUGAAGGCAAUCUCGACUGCAAGCACUCAGUGCUUGCAUCAAUGCUUGAGUCUAUUGCAACGUCAUCAGGACAUUCAGAACACACACAAUCGGACAGAGACGCCCAGCGUUUGCUAAGUACCUACUCUCUGCAAGAGCAAGACUCGCAAAAAACACAUUUGAAACUAAUCUUCAAGCACUUAGUUAUCUAUUUUUCGGUAUUCCUGGAUUUAGGGAAGCACUCCUCUCAACUUAUACUAACGACAAAUGUACAAUCUAGUACACAAAAAAAAAGCCAAGCGUUGAUUUAUUUUAGAGAAUUUUGUUUUUAUUUUUUUUCAAAGAAAAAUUAUAUAUUUUAGGCCCAAAGAAAAAACAUUUCUAUACUUUUUUUUUUAUUUGAAUAAUAAAUUUAUAUACAGAAAAUUAUU